AUGGAUCUCAAAAGUCAGCGCGUGAAAUUAAAUGAUGGUCACUCCAUUCCUGUCCUGGGAUUUGGCACCUAUGCACCAGCAGAGGUGCCUAAAAGUAAAGCUGAAGAGGCAACCAAGAUAGCUAUUGAUGCUGGAUUUCGCCAUAUUGAUUCAGCUUAUGUGUAUGAAAAUGAAGAAGAAGUUGGAAAAGCCAUUCAUAGCAAGAUUGCUGAAGGUGUUGUAAAGAGAGAAGACAUAUUCUACACUUCAAAGCCUGGAGAAGCGAUGAUACCAACAGAUGAACAUGGAAAACCACUAUUUGACACAGUGGAUAUCUGUGCCACGUGGGAG
Molecule: messenger RNA, 330 nt
Organism: Elephantulus edwardii (Cape elephant shrew)
Lineage: Eukaryota; Metazoa; Chordata; Mammalia; Macroscelidea; Macroscelididae
Product: prostaglandin-E(2) 9-reductase-like
Exons: 3
Biological process (GO): steroid metabolic process
Cellular component (GO): cytosol
Molecular function (GO): steroid dehydrogenase activity; ketosteroid monooxygenase activity; aldose reductase (NADPH) activity
Source: RefSeq, a predicted model, not a curated record